This is a messenger RNA of Orycteropus afer afer, 1284 nucleotides long. It is a transcript of the gene SLC16A13, whose product is annotated as solute carrier family 16 member 13. The coding region runs from base 1 to 1284 and encodes 427 amino acids. The transcript is spliced from 4 exons. Gene Ontology annotation, biological process: transmembrane transport; monocarboxylic acid transport. The record is from RefSeq and is a predicted model, not a curated record. NCBI's taxonomy places the organism in Eukaryota, Metazoa, Chordata, Mammalia, Tubulidentata, Orycteropodidae. Gene Ontology annotation, molecular function: monocarboxylic acid transmembrane transporter activity.
AUGGUGCGCAGGGCUGAGCCCCCAGAUGGGGGCUGGGGUUGGAUGGUGGUGCUCUCAGCGUUCUUCCAGUCGGCUCUGGUGUUCGGGGUACUCCGCUCCUUUGGCGUCUUCUUCGUGGAGUUUGUGGCGGCGUUUGAGGAGCAGGCGGCGCGCGUCUCCUGGAUCGCCUCUAUAGGAAUUGCCGUGCAGCAGUUUGGAAGCCCAGUAGGCAGUGCCCUGAGCGCGAAGUUCGGACCCAGGCCGGUGGUGAUGACCGGGGGCAUUUUGGCUGCCCUGGGGAUGCUGCUAGCUUCCUUUGCUACCUCCUUGACUCACCUGUAUCUGAGUAUUGGGCUGCUGUCAGGCUCUGGCUGGGCCUUGACCUUCGCUCCAACCCUGGCGUGCCUGUCCCGUUACUUCUCUCGCCGUCGAUCUCUGGCCACAGGACUAGCACUGACAGGCGUGGGCCUCUCCUCCUUUGCCUUUGCCCCCCUCUUUCAGUGGCUGCUCAGCCACUAUGCCUGGCGGGGGGCCCUCCUGCUGGUAUCUGCCCUCUCCCUCCACCUGCUGGCCUGUGGUGCUCUCCUCCGCCCCCUCUCCCUGGCUGAGGACCCUGUUGUGGGAGGCCCCAGGGCCCAACUCAUCUCCCUCCUCCAGCACGGCCCCUUCCUCCGCUAUACUGUUGCCCUCACUCUGAUCAACACUGGCUACUUCAUUCCCUACGUCCACCUGGUGGCCCAUCUCCAGGACCUGAAUUGGGACCCACUGCCUGCUGCCUUCCUGCUCUCAGUGGCUGCUAUUUCUGAUCUGGUGGGGCGUGUGGCCUCCGGGUGGCUGGGGGAUGCAAUCCCAGGGCCUGUGUCACGACCCCUGAUGUUCUGGACCACUCUGACUGGGGUAUCACUGGCCCUGUUCCCCACGGCUCAGGCGCCCACAGCCCUGGUGGUUCUGGCUGUGGGCUACGGCUUCACAUCAGGAGCCCUGACUCCAGUGGCUUUCUCCAUACUGCCCGAACUGGUGGGAACUGGAAGGAUAUACUGUGGCCUAGGACUGGUGCAGAUGGUAGAGAGCAUCGGGGGGCUUCUGGGGGCUCCUCUGUCAGGCUACCUCCGGGAUGUGACGGGCAACUACACAGCUUCUUUUGUGGUGGCUGGGGCCUUCCUCCUUGCAGGGAGUGGAGUUCUCAUGACCCUGCCCAACUUCUUCUCCUGCCUCUCAUCAUCUACCUCCACGCCCCAGGACCCCGUAACAGAGGCUCUAGAUACCAAAGUCCCCCUGCCCAGGGAGAGUCUGGAAGAAAACUGA